Molecule: messenger RNA, 576 nt
Organism: Rubroshorea leprosula
Lineage: Eukaryota; Viridiplantae; Streptophyta; Magnoliopsida; Malvales; Dipterocarpaceae
Source: the annotation of a GenBank genome assembly
GUGGCAACAACAAGAACAUUGGGCUUAAUUUUUGUAAUCGUUUAAACUGAGAAUGAAACUAGGAGCGGCCAUUGGUUUUGUUGGAGUUUUGGCUUUGAAGUUAGAUCAUCCAUGGAAUCAUCUCUGUUUCUUGUUUCUCAACAACGUGAGGAUCUUCCUCAGCAACUUGAAGGGGUGCCUUUAUUUAAUUUUACCAAUAAUUGGGUUGCUGGUGACACAGCAUAUCUCCAGAUUGCAAAGAAAGUUUUUAAGUCUUAGGAGCCAUCAGUUUCCCCCUACGUCUGCAGCCUGGAGUGGAGAAGUAGGUUGAAGAUGUCUCAUCAUCUUCAGGCACUCAUCUUGCAAAGGGAAAAUCUAGUAUGUCUUCUCAUCUACCUCAGCAACAAUUUCCACUGUGUCCUUUCUUUUUCUGUGUAUGUAGUGAAAUGUGUGUUUAGAUGGCUUGUAACUUUUGUUUUAUAUCAUCUACAAGUUUGUAAUGACUUGCUUGAAACUGAGAUGCAACCUGAAUUCUAUAGGUUUUUCAUUUUUUAAUGGAUUUUGUAGGCUUUAAUUCAACAAAUUUUAAUGCAAUUA